Messenger RNA from Helicoverpa armigera (cotton bollworm), 9296 nucleotides. RefSeq lists its product as uncharacterized. Lineage: Eukaryota; Metazoa; Arthropoda; Insecta; Lepidoptera; Noctuidae. Gene Ontology annotation, biological process: positive regulation of transcription by RNA polymerase II. Gene Ontology annotation, cellular component: nucleus. Gene Ontology annotation, molecular function: transcription factor binding; RNA binding. The record is from RefSeq and is a predicted model, not a curated record.
AUGGAGUCGCACAUCCUAAACACGUAUCAUCAGGCACGAUUCCGUCCCAUCGGACACAAGAUCCUUCGAAUGAAGAGUGACUUAUCUUCAGAAAGCAGCUGCAACCAGAACAGCCCAGAGUACCCUCAGAUCAGCGUGCCUCAACAGAGGCACUCUGUCGACAGCAAUGGCGACUGGUCGUGUCAAAAACAGACUAUGAAUAUAACACAAUCAAGUCAAGACACUAGUUCAGACGACGAUAGUUCCGGUCUUGAAGAAAGCAUGGAAGACUUGGAUGAAAAUGGAAUGCAAGAGAAUGCAGAUGACAGUGGCGAGGAGCUUGGAGACGCUAUAGUAGUACACGAAGUCAACGUCGACGAUGAUGAUGAAAUAAUUGAUGUCGAUGAUGACACAGAAGUUGUGCAUUCUAACUCACACUACAACGUUCAAGUAACCGGAUCGAAUAGCGUAGAAGAUAACUCAUUAGUAGAAGGCCACGAUUAUGACGUCAUCACUGUUUAUGAAGUCAACCCUGAUUUAGAUUUAAUCGAAGCUUCCUCAGACGAUGAUAGAGAUGUAGAUUAUGCAAUCAGUGAAAAAGACAUAGAGGCGGACUGCGUAAACGGUGACGAUAGCAGCUAUAGAGAAGUCAAUUAUCAAGAACGCAACACGAUAAGUCAAGAUGGUCUAGAUAUUAAUUUAGACACACCAGUAGUUUCAAAUGUCGACGAAUAUUUCAUAAAGAAUAACAACAAUGAACACAUACUAGACACAGAUGGGCCCGUUGUAAAAGACGUAGACGAAUACUUCAUAAAAGACAAAGGCAAGGAACCGGUACCUGUGCCCAAUAUCGACGACUUUCUAAUAAAACACAAGUUACCUGAAGAAGAGAGCACACAGUUUCAUAUACCUGUUCCUAUUCCUAAUGUAGAAGAAUUCCUUGACAAUGAAAUCAAAAAAGAUGAGGAAGAAGCUCCGACGGUUGAACCUGAACCUGAACCAGAAAUUCCAGAAAACCCCGCUGAUGUGUCAAUAAACGAGUCUGAUUUAGAAGUUCUACCCAACAUCGAAGAAUUAAAGAGAUAUCUAUUAGAAGACAUGACAUACACCAAAUUCAGGCACAUACAAAAGUCAUGUUCAGUCCCGCAGUCACCUAUGCAAAACAUUUGCAUGGACAUUGAUGACGUCAAAACAUGUAUGAGCUUCGAAGACUUGAAUUUAGACCUCUCUGAUCUUGCCUUUGACAAUGACAAGGAUAAAUCGAAUGCUAACAAAAGUGAUGAUAUACCGCGAACGCUAACUGAUGAGGAUGUUAACAGCUUCCUAAUAACCAACAAAACUGAACCUAAAGAUGAACCAGAGGAAGAUGAUUUAAGUCACCAAGAUAUGGAAAUUGAACGGCCACUUGAAGCUACUAUUGAAACUAUACCACCAGUGUACGCACCGCCACUAAAACGGACAUCCACACCUAUUCCAACGGUCUUAGAUUUCUGCAUAGAGAAAACAGCAGUCAAGAAGGAGAAUUCAACGGCAGAUGUAAAGGGUGAACCAGAAGACUUUGUCGACGUGGAGUCUUGCAACGAUACCGUCAUACCUGUUCUCGAAGCGAACAACUUAAACUCUUUACUGGAACAGUUCGAAGCUACUGAGAAACUAAACACCAAGAAAAAGGUGAUUCCAGUAGUUAAAACUGAAGAUCCGAAGUUAAAGAGUUUCAAUAAGAACGCUUUGACGAACGGUAUGAGGCUCCAAGACGCAGGAGUGCAGCUAAACAAGAAUAAAAUGCGGCAAAUACUGAUGCCGACGCCAAUUAACAGUACCGUCAGGCGGUCACAAAGUCCCGUCCAUUCGGACCACGACUACUGCUCAUCGAAAAAGCGACACAGUCUGCCCAACCUCAAGGGAGGGCAGAGUCUUCUCAAACCUGAAGUGUUGUCUAGCAAUAGCCGAAUACUAAACUCCAGACAUAGGUCGUGUAAAAGCAAAAAAGUAGUGUACCAUCUCAGUAGUGACGAGGAAACUGACAAUAACGCUAAAAACAAAAAAGUGACAAAACCAGACGAUAUAGACGCUAAAAAGAAGACUAGUGUAAAGCCGAGUGUGAAACCGCCAGUGCAGUCGAACUGUCGUAAAAAACUGUCCCCACCCCACAGUGCGCCCGAUAGUUUUAAAGAUAAAUCCAACAGUUCUGUGAUGAUCAAAAGUGCUUCUAAAGCGAGUGAUAAUUGUAGUCAAAAUUCUAACGGUAGCAUUAAGUUAACUAUUAAAAAUAAAUCUGAAGUUAUACUAAACUGUGAUCACGUAGACUCUCAGAAAGAUAAAAAUAUAGACAAGUGUAAAAAUAGUGUUAGUGAUAAAACGAACAAUGUAGUAAAACAGGAGAAAAAUAUAAAAGAAUUAGAUAGGAACAAAGGUAAAGUUGUAAAUAAUGUAGAGACUGUUACUGUAAAGGAAGAACCCCGUCCGAAAAAUGAAAACUUUUAUACAGCACUGUUUAGUAAUAAGCAAGACGUUCAGAUACCUCAAGCCAUGCAGCCCAAAACGGAGAAGAGGCCGUUUGACGAUGAACUGAACAAGUGCAUGCUUGAGGUCGCUAUUAAAAAGGAGGCUGAACAACCUCUCAAGAAAAAGAAACUUAAUCUGCAAGAGUAUAAAUUAAGGAGAGGCGUCUGUUCGAAUAACAGUUCUGCGACAGUGAGUCCCGAGGCUAUAUUCCCAGACAUGCCUAGUCCUUUACUUGACAAAGCUGUCAAAUGUCCCAUAACACAGACCCCUCCCAACGGCUUACAAAAUACAACCGACAAAGUGAACAACGAACAAACUUUCUUCGACCCAAUCAAAGAGGCUUCUAGAAAAAUACUGAUGAAUACAAAGAAACAAAAGGCUGAGGCUAUGAGGAAACGAGACGAAGAUAUAGUCAUGAGUAAGAUACCUAAAGUCGAAAAUUUGGAAUUGCAACCCUUGAUAAGUGAUGCUGAGAUGAUGAAAAUCGUUGGAAUGACGCAACCAGAAAUUUUGCCACUACCUGUAGUUAACGAAAAGCCGCAAUUGUCAGCUGAUUAUGAAGAAAUUAUUCUCGUCAGUGUAGGAACGAAUACAGAUGACAAUAUGUUUAGCCACAUUGAAGAACCUGUUGAAAGAAUGGUCAAAGCUACAUCUCCGACAGUUGACUCCAAAUCUCUCAUCAAUUUCAAGAUAAAGAAAUCCGAUCAUGUACUGAAACAAAAUGUGUUUGAUAACGUUAAAAGAGACAAACGGAGUCCUAUUGACGAGAAGAAACACCCUGAUAUAAAAAUAGACAAAGAACGAUUCAAAGAUAUAACGGCAACAUUGAAAAGUGUGGAAAAACAGGUCGAGACUAAGAUAAUGAGCAAUUCCUUGUUCUCUAGUAUCCAAGAUGUAGUCAUGAAGAAAGCUCCUGAAGAAGUAGUUGAGAAACCUAAUGAAAGACACUCUAAACCCAGAUCGCCGACAGAGAAAAGAGAUUUCAGGUUUGCAAAGACAACCAUAGUCAGAGAAUACGAUCCUAAAGCUGAACACGGGGAAGACAAAGUCAUUCUUCAUUUAGGGAAGCAUAGAAGCAAACCAGGCUGUUCUAGCAUGGUCGUGCAAACUGAUUCAUUGCCCGAAUUUGCCGAACUACCAAUCUUAGCCAUGCCUAAAGAAAUCCCAGUGACGAGAAAACGUAAUGACAGUGACAUGUCUCUGUCAUCCAGCGAUGGCAGCCCGUCACGUAAUACUGACGAAAGUCCUGUUAAAACAAAACCAGAUGAUAGAGUGUCCAAGUCUAAGGAAAUGAGAACAGAACGGACGGAAGCUAAAGAAAAGAGAUCUAAAUCGAGAGAACGUUAUGAUUCUAAGUACAGACGGAGAUCGAGAUCCAUGUCUCGUGGGCGCAGAAGACGUUCUCGAUCCCGCAGCCGCUCUAGAUCCCGUGGUCGCUUCAGGAGAUACAGAAGAUCAGAUUCUCCUUACAAGAGGAAACGUAGGUCCAGAUCUCCGUACCAUAAGAGAAGGUCACCAUCAGUUAGACGCGAUCGUUCUAACCGAUCCAGGUCUCGUUCGAGACCUGCUGAAGCUCGGUCGAAGAGUCCUGUUGCCAAGAAGACGAAAGCCAGUCCUCACGCGAAUGGCAAUGAUAGGAAAGUAGCUAAGUCUAUGACCCCACCGUUGAGGAAACCAACGAUUUCUGAAAGCUCAGAUUCGUCGACUAGUUCAUCAUCAUCGUCUUCAUCAUCCGGAUCCAGUUCAUCCGGCACGUCGAGGAAGUCGCGAGGGUCCUGCAGCCCUUACAAGAGGGAUGAGCUUUAUAACAAGAAGGGGUAUAGGAGUUAUAGCUCUGAUGAUAGGGAAAGUAACACCCCAGUGGAAGAGCGUCGUAUAGUGUUCGUGGGCCGAUUGGAGAAAGAUGUUACCAAGGUGACGUUGAGGAACCAGUUCUGCAAGUUUGGACCUGUGCUCGAAGUGCGGCUACAUAGCAAGGAGGAUGGUUCUCGCUACGGCUUCGUGACGUACCAGCGCGCUAGAGACGCGUGGUCGGCCGUGGAAGCCGCCUCCACCUUCCCGCAGUACGACGUCGGCUUCGGAGGCAGGAGAGCAUUCUGCAGGCAGAGCUAUGCUGAUCUUGAUGGACUGGAAGCCAAAUACACGGAAAGCGUGUUCCACGGCCAAACAGCACCUCCAAUCCGCAGAGACGACGACAUGUCCUUCGAACAGAUGCUUCUAGAAAUGAAGAAGAAACUCAGCCAACGCAAGAACGACUUGAAGCGCCCCGAUGAUCCCAAGCCUUGACAGUUACUUAAACUUGGCCGGGCACUCAUCAUGGCUCUCUCAGUGACAUUUGUCAAAGUGACAGUGACAGUUGGCUUAAUCUAGCAAAGGCGCGAAUCAUAUUCAGCCUCAGUGACAGUGACAGUGAUUAGUUAGGCUGUGCAGUGAUUGUGUUUAAAAGACGCUGGCUUCUGAUUAAAAAGGUUUUUCGGUAAGCACUACAUUUAGUAUCCUAACACUUACCUCGGUAGAACUUUCAGUCAUAGUGUAAGCAAUUUAGUAUGACUAAAAUGAUUAAAAAUGUAUGUAUACAUGAUGAUAUUACGUACUGAUUGACAUUCUUACGGCUAUGUAUACCUUGUCAAUUUAUUUAAAUUGUUUCAGCUCAUUAUGUAUAUUAAAAAAAAGAGUGAGAUUAUGAUAUGAAUUAGGAUUUACAACCGAAUUAUUCAUGAAAUUCUUAUUACAUUUUGUCGUAUUAUGUUUCGAAUGAUCGUCUGUGUUCAACAUCUUUGGUUUACUUGGGUGCGUGCAAUGACAGCGCCUGUCAAGGAUGACAGCUGUCAAAGUGACAGUUACCUAGAUGUGCAAUCAAAAGACAAUGUUGUGUUGCGUUAAAAAUUGCUCAUUUCUUGUGGCAUCUGAUGGAGGCGUACCAUUAUGGCUAUAUUCAGUGUUAUGAUUAAAAAGAUUAUUUUUCAUAGUGGUACGAAUUCGCGAGAUGUCACAGCUCUUUCAUUACCGUUUUGUUGUAGUUAAUUAGUUUAUAAUUUAGUUGAAUUACCUCAUGUAUGUAAAUAUUUGAUUGUUUAUUUGCUCUGUAAAUAAUAUGUUACGUUUCGGCGCUAUUUUAAUCUGAUUUAAUCUUCUGAGAAGGGAGUAGACCAUGGAUUUACGAAGCAAGCUUUAUAGACAGGAGAUGGGGUUAUCUGAAACCACUACUUUUAAGUUAUGAGAGUCCAUGAAAUGUAUACCUACCUAAAGUUUAUGACCAAUAAUUAUUGUGCGAACUCGCCCUUUUGCGCAGUUUGCGCACAGGUUGCGCAGUAUGCGCAAAUUCUGAUUGGGUGAGGUUGAACCCUUGGUCUUUGCUCUGAUUGGCUAUCUUAUCAAAUACGAUUGCCACCUAACCACACAAGCCAUGUCUUAGCAAAUAUUUUCUCUGAACCAUAAAAUAAGCACUGCCAAUUUGUUAACGAUUAAGUUGAAAGUAUUUAAUUUCCAAAUAUAGCAAAGAGCACUAUAAGGUGUUACAACAAGAAGGUACCUAUUUAAUUCUUAUUAGCAUGAUUUAAAUAUCUGAAUUAAUGUAUCACUUGUGACUAUCAUUCAAACGAUCGUGUUACAAUCAUGUACAAGAUUUAUAAUAAUUACUGAUCUAUCAAAUACGAAACAUUGAUUAACAUUGUUAUGGAAAGGAUUUACAAAAAUAUUGCAUUAACCGACUGUGCAGACGUAGACAUAGGUAGACUUCAUCCAUGGAAUAUAAAAUGCUGGGACCAUUAGGAGAAAAAAUCUCUUGCCUAAAACAUUUACGUAAUUCAUUACAGAAUUAGUUUCAUGAUAUUAUAUUUUCUUUAUGUGACCAAAAUAUGAAAGCGUUAUGUUUGCGCAAAGUUGCGCAUUUUGCGCAAGAUACAGCGCUAAUUUUGCGCAAACUUGAUGACAUCUUGCAUCCAUUGAGCUUGAAGAGUAACAAAAAUAUGUAAAUAAUUUUUCGUGUUGCCUACUUGUAAAGUUUGUAUGUAUUUAUUUACUGUUACCACUACUUUAUCUUCUACAUAUUUACAUUGCUUGUAUACAGCGAAAAUAAAUAAAUUCAAGCUUCAUAAAGAAUGAAUGAUAUAGAAUUGAACAUCUCUUACUACAAAUCAAAAUUUUAACUAAAAAGAAAAUAAUACUAUCUUCAUUUAUUCAGGAAAAUAUGAAAAAAUAGUCAUAGUUUCUACAUAUAUACAGGAUAACAAGAAAGCUUUCAAAAAUGCAAUUAGUUUCGUAAACAAAGCUUCCAAUGAGAUUGAAAGUGCCAAAAUUAGACAAAAACGAUACUGUUCCUAUUAUGAUAAUGGAUUGACUAGCCAAUAGAUACACACAUUUAGACCGGUUAAGAAUACACUACAGAAGGAUGAUGAUUAUAUGGAUAAUUAAAGAAACCAAAAUGAUUAUAAUAUUAAACAACAGCAUCUGUGCAUACAUGUACUAAAUUUAUUGUCCAUGGUUUCACCCGCGUCCGAGAUAACUGAUUCUCGUAGCCUAACCAGGUAUAAGCUAACAAUUUUCAGCUAAAACGGUUCAGCCAUUACCAAACUAUCUUCUCAAAAUUACCUUUUGGAUGUUUUAGUAUUUGCUUUGUAGUAACAGUUCUUCAUAAUUCAUAUCAAUUAUUGGUUUCAUUUGUUAUCCAUAUUUUGAACCACUUCUUAUAUAAACAGCUCGUUUUUACCAAAUUCGAGGAGUUUAUCUCAGCAUGAACUCUGCACGACUUUCAGCUAGUUUUUAUGUAUACAAUUUUGUAUCAUACAAAGUAGCAAUGAAAUUUUAACAAAACAGGGGACUGAAAUAUGAAUAAACACAGUCAAAUUUUCUAAGACAUUACACAUAACUUUUUAUGCUUGUACAGUUUGUUAAUAACCAAUUUAAUGAAUGUUGCUAUACUAUCGUUUUUUCGUAUAUUUGUCUAGACCAAUUUCUACUGUAAGUAUAUGCGAGCCUCUAAGCAAAUGGCGAUAUGUAGCCUUAAGUCACGUUUAGUUUCAAUAAAAAUAGAGAUAUGCUGAAAUUUUCUUUUAACAUAGAUGUUGCCAAAGGAAUUGUAAUAAAUACUUGAUAAAUAACAAUAUAAUUCUGUUUUUUUAUUCCACAAAUUCAUUUUAACCAAUUUUUGUUGAUAACAACACUUUCAAGUAAGCUUAGAGUUGCCAGUGUAGAAAAACAGCAAUUAGAUUGAUUUUCAAAUCUAGUCAAUGUUACUAGAUUAUAUUUUUGUUUUAUCUUUGUGGUGAUAAUUUAUUUAAACGUAAAGUUAAGCGUAUUUUAAUGGUUUUAAGUUUAAAGAUUUUAUUUCAUAGUUUCUAUCGACUAGCGAGGUUAUCAAAAUGGCGACUAAAACUUAAUAGAAAUGAGGUUUAAUCAGUUUUCUUAUUAUUAAAAUUGGUCUUCAAUUAAUACAAUGUUUUGUUUUUUGUAACUGUAUGUGUUUUAAGUUCCACUAGUACUGUAAUUUAUUUCCGAAUCUUGUUCCACCGACAGUGUGAAAUCAACUUUAUUGUCUUUGUGUUAAGGUAAAAAUUAUAUCGCUUUGUGUGUCAAGUUUGCCAUACACUAAGCAGUUUAUUCUUGGACUCCGGAAAAUAUCGCAAAUGAAACUCGACUUCAUUUUGUGACACUGACAUUUUCGACAGAUUUGAACGCACAGAUUACAAAAAAUUGAUAUAUAAGCUAAGGGAUUUUGUAUUUUAUUUCUGUGAACUCUAAAACAAGUGUUUAAUCUUUCGAUUGUAUGUAUAGACUAUGUAUUUAUGUAUCUUUAUGUCAUCCGUUUUUGCACAUCCCACAGUAAAUUGACAAGUGUAUGGCCAACUUAGCACAGGUCAUUCCUUAGAGUAACAAAAGUUAUUUGACCACUCUUAUCUACGCUGGAAAAUGAUUUAUCCGUUUUAGAACACCCAUGUUUUUUUUCUUGAGGCUCAUUCCCGCCAAAUUUUGACAGCUGUCAUUACUCCUGCACAUUUUGUUUUUUUUUGUAAUGUCAGCUCUAAGGAAUGAUAAGUAACGUGAAUAAAAAGACUAUAUAGUACAUAAUUUUGUACGUAUUUUUAAAAUUAAAUCAGCUAAACGAGUCAUUACGAACAUAGAUAGAAUCAAUACUCUUUAAAAUUAAGAUCAUGGCUUUGUAGCAUUUAGGAAUUGUUAAGAUUACGUUAGGGAAAUGAAAUUUUCGUUUUGUAUGACAUUAUGUAGUAGUGUACAUCAUGAUUUCGUUUUGUGACUAAUAUUCUGAUAUUAAACAGUUUUGUAUAACAAUUUUAUACAUCUCUGUUUUAUAAAUCUUAAUUGUUAGAUCAUAAGAUUUAAAAGUAUGUGAAAAUGAUAAAUUGACCUUAAUUACAUUCAUUAUAAUCUGUGGCGCUAGUUGUACAAAAAUAAAUUAAUUUUUAAUGUUUAAAAAUAAAAUAAAAACACAUUAGCGCCAUAGACAAUAUGACUUACCAUUGGAACAAACAGUUCCUAAUUUUCUUUAAAAUGACUUGUUAUCCAAAAUUAUGGGAAUUGAUUAUUAGAAUGAAAUUACACCCGUAUUUGAAAGCAUAUAAGGUUGAUUAUUUAACGAAGUUUUAGAAAGUUACGUUGGUAUUCUAAGCUGUUUUUAAACACGGGUGUAUUUUCGCUUGGCUUGAAUCUUAUUGCUUGUGAAUAGAGUCGAAAAUCGUACGGAUUCACACUACGGGGUUGUAGUACAUAUUAAAAGUCCAACAUAGUGUUGAUAGUACAUAGUGAGAAUGUUUUAUACAUAAUGCUGUUGAUAAAUAAAAGUAUUUUGGACAUAA